UGUUUCAUAUUUAAACGGAUUGUAUUUUUUUUUUUAUUUAUAGGAGAGCGGCCAACAGCCUUUGAGAUUAUCGUUCAGGUUUAAAAAAGUAUAUUAUUAAUCUCGCCAAAAGAAAAAACCAAGCCCCGUACCGUUGAAUUUCGGCCCAUUUUGUACAACUAUCUAAUAGGUAUCUUGAAUCCAACCGUUAAUUAAAUAUUAAGUAGCUUUAGCGACUACGAUAAUGCUACUCAUUAUCGUAAUCGAUAUGCCGAAGAUAGUGCUUGAACACGCGAAUUUUAUAUCUCGUAUGUUUUUUCGCAGGGAAAAACACGUACGCCGCUAUCACGAGCAUAAAUAAGAUGCCGGCGCAAUCCGAUCCUUUUUCAAAUUAGACCGACGAUUCUUCCCUCUCUCUCUCCCCUCGUCGAGGACUUAAACUUCGGGCUAAAUUUAACUCGCAGGCACGUAAAGCACGUCCCUACACACGGCGAUCGAUUGUCUUUUGUCUCGAAUUGCCGUUCGAAGACUCUUAACCAUUUGCACGAAACUUCUAUCCUUCGUUAUUGAUCGGAUAAUUAUUACCCGCAAAGUUGCUAUGCCAUUUCCUAGUUAUUAGACUCGAGUUAUUCUACAAUGUAUAUUUCCGCAGGCGCGAUACGACGUACGGAGAAAAGGAGAGAGGAGAAAGAAGAAGAUGACGAUGACGACGAAGAGUAAGAAAAAAGGACCGAUGAUGACUCAUGGCUGAUGAGAAAUAAAUUACACGCGAAAGAAGAGAGUGGAGAAUAUACAACCUAAGCUAUCUUGAGUAUAAAUUACGUUCUCAUAGCAACUGGCGGCGGGGAAGGUCAAGUGCAGGGGUGAAAUCGUAGACGCAAGGGUGAACGAGGUUGCGACGUUGGAUGUAUGUUACACUGCGAUGCGACAAUUUUUUUAAUAUGUAAACAUUUAAAUAUUUAGCCGCGCGGCGGAGGCCACGUACGUGAUAGACAAACGUGUGCAAAUGCCGGACGUUCGCGGAAUACGUACACGUCGUCGCUUCUGUCUUCCGGUAGCGAUUGUCGAUCGAUCGCUUGCAUCGAAAGUGAAGGAAAAAAGAAAGAAAGAAAAACAGGGGGGUUUCAGAUAGCGUGAACUGCGCCUGUAUCUAUAUCUGCCUUAUCUGACUACCGGUGUAUCGUCGUGGCCUCCGCUUAAUUUCGCUCACGCGAUAGGCGUACGCAUACGUAUCGAUAAGUGUAAUUUCAUGUGCGUUUCUCGCGACGAGGAAAAAAAAGGAGGGAGAGAAUCCCCCCUUUUUUUUCCUCUCUUUUGUCUCCCUCUCUCCUUCACGCAACCAUUCUUAUUUUAUAAGCUAAGCCGACGGUACGUUGUACUAUAUAUCUUUCAUUAUGCAAUUUAUAUUGUAUUCGCGAUCGCGAGGGAGAGAAUUCGUGUAUCCUCGUGUAUUCCGAACGGACGGCAAUUUCUAUCGAUUCCCAUCGGUUAACGGGCGCCGCGGGCCGUGCCGGCUAUUCGUGCCUCGCUCGAGCGGUGCCAGCGGUCCUCGUCUGCGGCUCUCAUCCGCGAGAUUAUUGCCCGUUUAUCGCCGUCCGUCUGCGAUAGGCGUGAAACGCGAGCCCCGGUAACACGAUCGGCCACCUGUAAGCCCCGUGCAUAAUUUCGCCUAUCGAACAAACAAAGGAACGGUUGCUCGUUGGCAAACAGUUAACGACGUUCGCUCGGCACGGUUGCCCGCGUUCCUAUCGGGUUACCCCGGGCCUUUUUCUCACCUUUCGCCGCCGGUGUCAAGGUGCCGACCGGCACGAUUCCGGAGGGAAGCGGUAGCGCGCGAUGAAAGAACGUGAUUCCACAAGCGAGAUCCCGCGACCGUUGUUCGGCUGACGUUUCUUCUCCUCACGAAUUCCGGCCACGUACGUACGUCAUGUCGACCAAGACCGUGGCACGGAGGACGAGAUCCAGCAACCUCGAGUACCGCGGCGACUCCAGAUUUCCACCGGGCGUGUACACGAUCCACCUGCCGUCGGCGUGCGAUCGUACUCUCGGCGACAGGCCGAUUCAUCUGAAAAGGAGUAGCGCGUACGAGGGGAAAGAGGUCGGCAGGAUAAGGGAUAAGAGCGGCACGAGGAAAUAUCUGAUUCCCUCGAAGGAACCCACGGUCUAUCCGAAGAUCAUGACGAGGAAGGAGUACGAGGACCUGAAAGAACGCAGCCGCGUGAUCACAAGGGAGGAGAGACGAACGGCUGCGGAGACCACGGAGAAGGAGAGGGAGAGGCUGACGAAGGAGAGCGUGGCGCGGAAAGAGGCAGUCCGCAUGAUGGACAUGAAGAAGAGUCGCGAGAAGGAUCCGAGAACGAGGGAGAUCGAGGAGGAGGCGAGGAGGAGGACGAUGCACAUCCUCGAGCGGGCGUACAAUAUGCGUCUGGAGCAGGAGGAAGAGAUACAGAGGUGCAAUCGGCUGAUCCUGGAGACCAAGUGCCGAGCUAUCCGCGACGCCCAAAUCGCGGAGAAGAAGCUGAUGGAACGGGAGCUUCUCGAGGAGGAGAAACGACUGAACGAGAUGAUGGAAGACGAGAGGAGGUGGGCGAUCAAGGAGGAGUCGCGAAAGGAGCAGGAGGAGGCGGCCAAGAGGCUGCGAUUCGCCAAGAUCCUGAAGGAUCAGAUCGUGGAGAACGAGGAGCAACGGAUCCUCGAGUUCGAGAGGAAGCAGGAGGAAAGCCGGCUCAUCAACUUGAAUAACAUCGCGUGGCAGCAAGACGAAAUCGAGAAGCUGCGCAGUAAAGAGGCUGAAAAUACUAGGGUGCGGCGGGAACUUGCGGAAGGAAACGAACAAUUGAAACAUUUCAAGGCUAUGGAACAGGAGGAGAACAGAAUUAUAGACCUAAGGAUACAAAACUAUCAUCGAAUGAAAGAAGAGAGAGAGGCCAAAAAGAUGAAAGAGCAGAGAUUAGAGAGAUUGAAGAGGGAACGAGAAAAAACCAGAGUGGCGAUGCGAACGGUACAAGCGCACGAUCUUCAGGAGCAAAUUGACGAGAUCAAUGCGGCUCGAGUUCAGGAAGAGGUAGAACGGGAAUGGAGACGAAAAGAGAAGGAAGAAGCUUUAAAGAAACUGGAGGCUCAAAAGAUUCUUCAGAGAGAAAGGGAGGAACAAGUAAACAAUAAGCGGAUAAUGCAAGCGAUUGAGAUCGAGCGAGACAGGCGGGAAUUCGAGAGGAUUGCACGUGUGCAACAAACAGCUUAUUGCAAAGAAAAAAGGGAACUCGAGCAAAAGCAACAACAAGCUAUAAUUCAUCGCAGUGAAAUAUUAAAACAGGUAAAUGAAAAGGAACGAGAACGCAUUGUUGAGCGGCAGAAGAUGUUCGAAGAAGGCUUGGCAAUACGCGCUAAAACUGCGACGCGUAAGAAGAAAUUGCAAGAUGCAAUGGAACGAAAGUGCCAAGAAAUGAGAGAGAACAAAGUCCCUGACAUUUAUAUUAACGAAGUGAAACGCAUGAUCGAAACUAUUCAAUGAAUUAUUUCAUCGAGCUGAGAAAUAAAAAUAAUUAAUCGGGUUUUGAAGAUGACACCA
Molecule: messenger RNA, 3550 nt
Organism: Vollenhovia emeryi
Lineage: Eukaryota; Metazoa; Arthropoda; Insecta; Hymenoptera; Formicidae
Product: cilia- and flagella-associated protein 45-like
Exons: 6
Coding region: 1907-3493 (528 amino acids)
Source: RefSeq, a predicted model, not a curated record